UUUGUUUUUUUCUAAAGUGGGAUCGGAGAGGAAUAUGGCGACGUCCCUGAUCUGCGGCCGGUUGUCGACUGGACUGAGGAAUUCCGGGUGUAGGGCGGCCCUCAGUAAUGCAUCUAAGGUACUGGGAGGGACGUCCGGCCUGUUUGGGAACCAUGGGGCACAGCAGUCUCCUCUGCAGCAGCAACAGAGGAACCUCUCCUUGCACGAGUACCUGAGCAUCGGCCUGCUGAAGGAGGCAGGCAUCUCGGUGCCGGCGGGCCUGGUGGCCAACACGCCCGAGGAGGCCUACUCCGUGGCCAAGCAGAUCGGCUCUAAGGACCUGGUGGUGAAGGCUCAGGUGCUGGCAGGAGGCAGGGGGAAGGGAACCUUUGAGGGAGGCCUGAAGGGCGGAGUCAAGAUUGUCUACUCGCCAGAGGAAGCGCGGGACAUAUCCUCUCAGAUGAUUGGCCAGAAGCUGUACACGAAGCAGACAGGAGAGAAGGGCCGCAUCUGCAACCAGGUGUUCAUCUGCGAGCGCAGAUACCCUCGCAGGGAGUACUACUUCGCAAUCACCAUGGAGAGGUCCUAUCAGGGCCCGGUGUUGAUUGGCAGCUCACAGGGAGGUGUGAACAUCGAGGAUGUCGCAGCAGAGAAUCCAGACGCCAUCGUGAAGGAGCCCAUCGACAUCGUCGAGGGCAUCAAAAUGGAGCAGGCCGUCAAGGUGGCAAAGGAAAUGGGUUUCCCCCCCGGUCUGAUAAACGAGGCAGCUGAGAACAUGAUCAAGCUGUACAACCUCUUCAUCCAGUACGACGCCUCCAUGUUAGAGAUAAACCCCAUGGUGGAGGAUUCAUCUGGCAUCGUGAUGUGCAUGGACGCUAAGAUAAACUUUGACUCCAACGCGGCGUACCGACAGAAGAAGGUGUUCGACAUGCAGGACUGGACCCAGGAGGACAUUCGAGACCGGCAGGCAGCUAAAGCCGACCUCAACUACAUCGGCCUGGACGGCACCAUCGGCUGCCUGGUCAAUGGGGCAGGGUUGGCCAUGGCCACAAUGGACAUCAUCAAGCUCCACGGCGGCACUCCCGCCAACUUCCUGGACGUAGGGGGCGGAGCCACUGCCCACCAGGUGACGGAAGCAUUCAAACUCAUCACCUCGGACAAAAAGGUGCUGGCCAUCCUGGUAAAUAUUUUUGGAGGCAUUAUGAGAUGUGAUGUCAUCGCCCAAGGCAUCAUUAUGGCUGUCACGGAUCUGGACCUGAGAAUUCCCAUCGUUGUUCGGCUGCAAGGAACGCGGGUGGAUGAUGCAAAGGCCCUCAUUGCUGCCAGUCCCCUGAAGAUCCUGGCCUGCGAUGACCUGGACGAAGCUGCAAAAAUGGUUGUAAAGCUUUCUGAGAUCGUCUCGCUAGCGAUGGAGGCCCAGGUGGACGUGAAAUUUCAGCUCCCAAUCUAGGAACCCCCCCCCCCCCCUCCUCGAGCAGCGGGAAGACCUCGUUGUCGAGAAUCAUCCUUCCAGGCAUUUUCAACCCUACCCUUCCGUAUCUCGUUUCGUUUCCCAUUCUGUUUUGGUGGUAUGGUCUCAAACCUCUGUUACAUCGGCUCUGUGCGACAGGCUUCAUCUCAGCAGAAACCCAGACUGCCCAGCUCACACGUCCACGGCCGUUUCCGCCCGUGGGCGUUGGAGUCGGUACUUCCACGACUGUAGCGUCCAAGAUUGUAGCUUCCAUUAGCUUGCCGUCACUCCGUUCCAUGGCGUUCCGUUUAAAGUUAAUCCGCGUGCCUCAUCUCCUGCUCCCAGGUGCGCCGCGCUGUUGCUCAUUCCUUCACGUUAUUUUGGCUCCGUGAAAAAAUAAGACCGAAAAACGAGGAACUGGGGAUAUUUACACCGGCUUAAAUUAUUGCCAAAGUAUGUCGUUGUUGCUGGUUCUCCGUAUGACGUUGACUGAUAUGUUUGUGUAAUCCUUGUAUCUGUGUCCUCUACAUCGGUCACCCUGCUCUGUUCCUCUGUAGAGUAGUGCUAUGUAGUACACGCACACACAGUCGCACACGCACACUCCACGGGCUGCUUGUACUUGUUGGGAGCGUGGCAGUUAGGCUCCAGCGAACCCCGGCGGGUUUUGAGUUUUAAUCUGUCAGCAGGGGCAGCAUUACUGUUUCUCACUCCUCCCGUUUUUAAGGUGUGCCUUUGAGGAUCGGUAUUGACAGAUGAGUAAGAUAUGGAGGAGGGGUGGGAGCCAUUUUGGAUUAAUCGCAACUGUUGAGGUGGCAGCAUUAGCCUUUGAGAGCAGACAGGACUAUUGAUUGUAACGGAGACUCAUCCAGCAGCCGCACCUAGCGACAGGAUGUGUGUUUUCAGCCCGAAAGGGAGAGGGUUCUCCUGCUGUGCAUAGAUGCGGUAUUCAUAAUUGCGACGGUUUAAUUGAAAGUAUUUCAAGGCCCUUUCAUUCAGUCUCAUCUUUACGAUUAUCUGACGUUACCCUUCAAAUUAUUUUUAAAGAAGGUACCAUAAAUUACAAGUACUACUGGUGAUAUAAAAGUUUUUUGGGUUUUUUUCUCAGCAGCAGCUGUUUUCACUCACCUUGCAUGUGUAGUCAGCUUAAGGAUCUGGUACAGUAAAUAUAUGGUGAAUACUUUUACAUUUUCAUUUGAAUGGCAAGGUUUCCUGAGCAGCAAGAGGACCUUGUGGAGACUCCAGUAGAUGAAAUCACUCCGAAUAGAGGUGUAACUGAGAGACUGUGGUUUCCUGGCAGUGCUGCCCCCCUCCCAGUGACAGCCUGUCGUGUGCUGGUCUGGCCACCGUGUCGACAGAACCCCGUCCCUCCCCAUUAGCUGCUGUAACCAGGGAGAAGAACGCACAUUCUGGACCGGUCCUUGGAUCCCCUGGCCCUCCAGACGAAACACUUCACAAAAUGUUUUAAUUUGUUUUGUAAAUAACAAGACCUCUUCUGUAUGAUAUUUAAGAGGCUCAGGGGCGUGGGGAUAAAAGAAAAUAUUAAAUGCAUUGAACACCAAAAA
Messenger RNA from Conger conger (European conger), 2991 nucleotides. RefSeq names its product succinate--CoA ligase [ADP-forming] subunit beta, mitochondrial. Gene Ontology annotation, cellular component: mitochondrion; succinate-CoA ligase complex. Bases 35 to 1429 code for a protein of 464 amino acids. The transcript is spliced from 11 exons. Gene Ontology annotation, biological process: tricarboxylic acid cycle; succinyl-CoA metabolic process. Gene Ontology annotation, molecular function: succinate-CoA ligase (ADP-forming) activity; metal ion binding; ATP binding. The record is from RefSeq and is a predicted model, not a curated record. NCBI's taxonomy places the organism in Eukaryota, Metazoa, Chordata, Actinopteri, Anguilliformes, Congridae.